CAUUUCUUGUCUUUUUCUUAGUAAGUGGGAUUGGUGUCAAAGAUGACAUUUGAAAGAAGACAAUUUGAAUAGGUCGGAAUCACGUUUAAGGCAUAGAGUUAACCAAAUAAUAGUUUCGAUUAUUUCUGAAAAAGUAACAACCAAAUUAGAAAGUGUCGAUGAAUCUACCCGAAGUCUUACUAGAAGUUUUAAAAUAAAACGGGGGGGAGAAGUCUUCAAGUAAAGUUGUUGGAAAUUUCAGAUGCCAACUUCAUAGAUGACUAAAUCAAAGGCAUAAACAUCAAAGUCUUGUUAAUUAUUUAUGAAGACUUUAUAAAGUCAGCAUUUCUGACCCUUUCUAUUCUAAGGAGACCAUUAAGAAGUCGUUGCUGCUCAUAGUGGUUUAUCUUGUGGAUAUUUGAUCAGUUGUUCUUCACAUUUCUUGUUAUCAUUCCUUCUUACUUUUCUUUAAUCUCGUUGUGAAACUCUUUGACAUGGAUUGUCUAGGCUCAGCCUUGGGUUCUUUCUUGGCAGAGGCAGGGCGUGGUAUAUGCAGAUCAACCUAUACUCGAGCCACUUAUACCAUCCGGUUCAAGUCGAACAUCAACGCUCUAAAGAAUGUGGUCAAUGGCCUUGUUGAAGUUCAGAACAAAGUGGAGAAAGACCUCAAAACGUUGGAAAUCAAAGGGAAGUCCUUGCAUGUGCAACUGAGGAGAUGGCUAAGAGAUGUGGAAGAGAUUGUCUCUGAGGCAAAUUCAAUUCAGGAAGGGCGUGUUUCAUGUGCUCUGUCCUUGAGAUGUAAGCGGGGUAAAAAACUUGUGGUAGUUCUUGAUAAAGUCAACAAGCUUCAGAAGCUAGGCGUAGAGCUUCUCGACAUAUUUUCUUUGGAAGGAAGAUCUGUACUAGUUGAGAGAAUCAUUGGACCCUCGAUCGCUGAUCAAACAGUAGCAUCAAAGAUGUUAGUCAAAGUUCGAAGCUGUUUGAUGAGGGAUGGAGUUCAAAAGAUCGGUAUUUGGGGUAUGGGUGGAGUUGGGAAAACAACACUUGUAAGGGAACUGAACAAUAAGCUGUGGAAAGAAGCUGAUACGCAGCCUUUUGGUAUGGUGAUAUGGGUUACAGUCUCCAAAGAGUUUGAAUUGGGAAGGGUACAGAAGCAAAUCGCUGAGAGAUUGGAUGUGGAAAUCAGAUUAGGCGAAAGCGAGGAAAGACUGGCUAGCCGGAUAUAUGGAAGGCUUGAGCAAGUAAGUAGCUUUCUUCUCAUUCUUGAUGAUGUCUGGAAACCCAUUGAUUUAGACCAGUUGGGGAUUCCUGAACACAAGUCUACAAAGAUUGUCUUGACUUCUAGAUUUCUAGAGGUGUGCCAGAGCAUCAAAACAGAUAUUGACUUCAGAGUGAAUUACUUAUGUGAAGAAGAAGCUUGGGAAUUGUUCUGUAAAAAUGCUGGAGAAGUAACUAGAUUAGAUCGUGUUAGACCCAUAGCAAAAAAUGUUUCUCGGGAGUGUGGUGGAUUGCCUUUGGCUAUCAUCACGGUUGGAAUAGCUAUGCGGGGGAAGAAGAAGGUGGAGCUGUGGAAACAUGCCCUUAAAGAACUCAAGAGUGCGGUGCCUUAUGUCAAGAGUAUUGAAGAAAAGAUCUACCAGCCUCUGAAGUUGAGCUACGACAGGCUCCAGCCAAAGAUGAAAUCUUGCUUCCUCUUCUGUGCCUUAUUUCCAGAGGAUUACUCAAUCGAAGUAUCUGAGCUUGUGAGGUACUGGAUUGCCGAAGGGUUCAUUGAUGAAACACAAAACUAUAGCUACUUAAUGAAUCAAGGAAUCACCUUGGUGGAGAAUCUGAAAGACUCUUGCUUACUUGAAGAGGGUGCUCAUGUUGACACAGUUAAGAUGCAUGAUGUGGUUCGCGAUUUUGCCAUAUGGGUCAUGUCUUCCUCGCAAGAUGAUAGUCACUCUCUUGUCAUGUCCGGUAUAGGUUUGUGCGAGUUUCCACAUGAGAAGUUCGUUCCUUCAAUCCGAAGAGUUUCUUUGAUGAACAAUAAGCUUAAAAGGCUCUCAAAUCAAGUGGUAAAGUGUGUUGAACUCUCAGCUUUGCUGCUACAAGGAAACUUUCACUUGAAGGAAUUGCCUGAGGGGUUCUUGAUAUCUUUUCCAGCACUUCGAAUUUUGAAUCUAAGUGGGACAUGCAUAAGGUCGUUGCCCAACUCCCUCAACAAGCUUCAUGAGCUAAGAUCUCUCAUCUUGAGAGACUGCUACUACCUUGAAGAAGUUCCUUCCCUUCUAGGGCUUGCAAAAAUUCAAAUUCUGGAUCUUUGUGCCACUCGAAUAAGGGAAACUCCAAGAGGGUUGGAAACUUUGAACAGCUUGAGACUACUUGACCUCUCCCGAACGCAUCACCUCGAAAGCAUUCCAGCAGGAAUCAUCCCACAGUUAUCGAAUUUAGAGGUUCUAGAUAUGACCCUUAGUCAUUUCCACUGGGGCGUCCAAGGACAAACUCAAGAGGGGCAAGCAACACUUGAAGAGAUUGCGCGCCUCCAACGUUUGUCGGUCCUCUCAAUCAGAGUCGUAUGUGUUCCACCUCUCUCCCCUGAUUACAAUUCCUGGAUAGAAAGGUUAAAGAAAUUCCAGUUGUUUAUCGGUCCAACAGCAAACUCUUUACCUUCUAGACAUGACAAGCGGAGAGUGACUAUUAGUAGUCUCAAUGUUUCAGAAGCAUUCAUUGGAUGGUUGCUAGAGAAUACAACUUCUCUAGUGAUGAACCAUUGCUGGGGUCUCAAUGAGAUGCUGGAGAACUUGGUAAUCGAUAGCACGAGUAGCUUCAACAUGUUAAGAUCUCUAACGGUAGAGGGUUUUGGUGGAAGUAUAAGACCCGCUGGUGGAUGUGUCGCACAGCUGGAUCUUCUACCUAACCUUGAAGAGCUUCAUCUGCGUCGUGUAAAUCUGGGAACCAUUAGAGAGCUCGUUGGUCACCUGGGGUUGAGAUUUGAGACACUGAAACAUCUAGAAAUCAGCAGAUGUAGCCAGCUCAAAUGCCUUCUUUCAUUUGGGAACUUCAUCUGUUUCCUGCCGAACCUACAAGAGAUACAUGUUAGUUUCUGUGAAAGGCUUCAGGAGCUGUUUGACUAUUUUCCAGGAGAAGUUCCAACCUCUGCUUCUGUGGUACCUGCUCUGCGUGUCAUAAAACUAAGGAAUCUUCCGCGGUUGAGGAGAUUAUGUAGCCAAGAAGAGUCAUGGGGAUGUCUGGAACAUGUGGAAGUGAUAAGUUGCAAUCUUCUGAGGAAUCUACCCAUAAGUGCAAAUGACGCUCAUGGAGUCAAAGAAGUAAGAGGAGAAACACACUGGUGGAACAACUUAACUUGGGAUGAUAACACUACAAGAGAAACUCUUCAGCCUCGUUUCAUAGCAGCUGGGAAUAUACCUACUGGCUCUCUUGGAAUGUCUUGCUAUCAGAGCUCCAACACAAUUGAAGAAGCUUCUCCAAUUUCUACUUUACAAGAAUCUCAGGCCGAAGAGCUUCCUGUAGCUACGAUGUAAUCAUGAACUUACAGAGGUGUGGAUAAUACUUGGCUCACUUGCAAUAUCUUGUCACCGGGGCUCCAGCUCAAUCUAAUAGAGAGAUAAGAGGUUUCUCCAGUUUAGAUAGAAGACCGAACGUCUGAGGAGCUUAUGAAGGGACACUGUAAUCCUCGAGUUGCAGAAAGUUUCAGGUUCAACAGGUGACCCUCACUUUGUCAAAAAGUUUUCAGGUUUGAGCAGUGAACCAUGUUAGCCACUCUAGUUUAACCUGCUCGCAUUUGCUAGGAGGCCUCAAAAGUGUCUGGUCUUCACAAAGGAGAAUAUUUAAGAUGUCCGUUUUCUUACACUUUCAUAAAUUUCCUUUGUCAAACGUGGGUUUGCUGCUCUGGUCGACAUACUUUGCAGAAAAUCAAGAGCCACGAGAAGUCUCAAAAGGCUUGAGUCAAGAGCUUUCUUGUGCCAGGGACAGGGACAGGUCAGUAUUAAGUCUUACGGUCCAGUUGGUGGACUUAAAAAUAUGUGUUUCAUAAUCAGUGAUCGUUACACUAAACAGUAACAGGUUUGAAGUUGUUAUACCUCAGGAAUUCUCGGAUAAUUUUAUUCUCCUUUUGUGUAUUUGGUUUCUUGAUUUAUUCAGUUCCGUGCAAUGAAAGUAAACAUGAAAUUUCGUUUUCUAUACAUGAAAGUAUGUUUGUUACUGGAAACGUUAAAAGAAUGUUCAAAUUUUGCAAAUAAA
This is a messenger RNA of Brassica oleracea var. oleracea, 4221 nucleotides long. RefSeq names its product disease resistance protein At4g27190-like. Gene Ontology annotation, molecular function: ADP binding; ATP hydrolysis activity. The record is from RefSeq and is a predicted model, not a curated record. Bases 474 to 3503 code for a protein of 1009 amino acids. Lineage: Eukaryota; Viridiplantae; Streptophyta; Magnoliopsida; Brassicales; Brassicaceae. The transcript has a single exon.